Molecule: messenger RNA, 393 nt
Organism: Vanderwaltozyma polyspora DSM 70294
Lineage: Eukaryota; Fungi; Ascomycota; Saccharomycetes; Saccharomycetales; Saccharomycetaceae
Gene: RPS22B
Product: 40S ribosomal protein uS8
Exons: 2
Coding region: 1-393 (130 amino acids)
Biological process (GO): translation
Cellular component (GO): cytosolic small ribosomal subunit; ribosome
Molecular function (GO): structural constituent of ribosome
Source: RefSeq, a predicted model, not a curated record
AUGACUCGUACUUCUGUUUUAGCUGAUGCUUUAAAUGCCAUUAACAACGCUGAAAAAACUGGUAAGCGUCAAGUUUUAAUCAGACCAUCUUCAAAGGUUAUCAUCAAAUUCUUACAAGUCAUCCAAAAACAUGGUUACAUUGGUGAAUUCGAAUACGUCGAUGAUCACAGAUCAGGAAAGAUUGUUAUCCAACUAAAUGGUAGAUUGAACAAAUGUGGUGUUAUCUCUCCAAGAUUCAAUGUCAAGAUUGAUGAUAUUGAAAAAUGGACUGCUAACUUAUUGCCAGCUAGACAAUUUGGUUACGUUAUUCUUACUACUUCUGCCGGUAUUAUGGACCAUGAAGAAGCUAGAAGAAAGCAUGUCUCUGGUAAAAUUUUAGGUUUCGUCUAUUAG